Messenger RNA from Nerophis lumbriciformis (worm pipefish), 1452 nucleotides. RefSeq lists its product as uncharacterized. Gene Ontology annotation, biological process: regulation of transcription by RNA polymerase II. Lineage: Eukaryota; Metazoa; Chordata; Actinopteri; Syngnathiformes; Syngnathidae. The record is from RefSeq and is a predicted model, not a curated record. Gene Ontology annotation, molecular function: DNA-binding transcription activator activity, RNA polymerase II-specific; RNA polymerase II cis-regulatory region sequence-specific DNA binding. Gene Ontology annotation, cellular component: nucleus.
CGUCCAGCAGCUGAUCGGUAAUCCAGAAGAAGUUUCCCCUCAGUUAGGGGGGAGCUCCACUUUGAAGCAGGAGACUCCACAACCACCCUGCAUUAAAAAGGAAGAGGAGGAACUCUGCAUCACUCAGGAGGGAGAGUGUCUUCUAGGACGAGAGGAAGCUGAUUACACCAAGUUUCCACUGAGUAUUCUCUCUGUGAAGACUGAAGAUGAUGAAGAGAAACCACAAGUAGACAACCUCUUAGCUCCACUAUCAGAUAGUGAGGCUGAAGACGCGGUUGAAGAACCUUUGAGCAGCGAUAAAGACUGUGAAGGUGAUAUGAGGACUCACACUGACAACAAACACUCUGAAUGCUCUACAAAGAAGAGAGGUAAAACAUGUUUGAGCUGCUCAGUUUGUGCUGAAAGUUUUACUAAAAAGAGCCAUUUUAUUGAACACAUGAGAACACACACAGGUGAAAAAACAUUUAACUGUUCAAUUUGUGAUAACAAUUAUUCUUUACAGAGCAUUUUGACUAAACACAUGAAAUCACACACAGGUGAAAAACCAUUUAGUUGUUCAGUUUGUGGCAACAGAUUUUCUCGAAAUAUCAAUUUGACUCAACACAUGAGAAAACACACAGGUGAAAAACCUUUCAGUUGUUCAGUUUGUGGCAAAGGCUUUUCUCGAAAUAUCAAUUUGACUCAACACAUGAGAACACACACAGGUGAAAAACCAUUUAAUUGUUCAAUUUGUGGUUACAGCUUUUCUCAAAACAGCCAUUUAACUCAACACAUGAGAACACACACAGGUGAAAAACCAUUUAAUUGUUCAGUUUGUGGCUACAGCUUUUCUCAAAACAUUAAUUUGACACAACACAUGAGAACACAUACAGGUGAAAAACCAUUUAGUUGUUCAGUUUGUGGCAAAAGCUAUUCUGUUAAGAGCACUCUAAUUCAACACAUGAGAACACACACAGGUGAAAAACCAUUUUGUUGUUCAGUUUGUGACAAAAGCUUUUCUGUUAAUAGAAAAUUGACUGACCACAUGAAAACACACACUGGAAUAAAACCAUUUAGUUGUUCAGUUUGUGGUACAAGCUUUUUUUAUAACAGCUCUUUGUGUCGACACAUGAAAACACACCUGGAGGAAAACCAUUUAAAUGUUAAGUGUGCUGUAAAAGGUUCCCACAUAAUGCAGACACAGUAAAACACAUAAAAACACACAAGGGUAAAUAGGCAAUUAGCUGUUUAGUUUGUGGUAUGUUGCUCAUAUGUGGCGACAUCCACCCUACCCAGGACCUCCUCACUGCUUCUUUCACAAAUAUCUGAGGUAUUCAUACUGUCAUGUCUGUUGAUCAUGAUUUUGUUUGGCCAUGUGCUGUUUUGUUUUAUUAGCCAAGUUUGUUCCCCGCUUUGUGCGGCAUUUUGUUUAUACUUUUUAUAAUCUAUUAUUAAAUCAUGUAUUUACCUUCA